GGCCACCUCAAGAGUCCCAUUAAUUACACUAAUAAUUCAUGAAUGACAAUUACCACACUGAAUCUCACCAUAUAUACUUCAAUACAACAAAUUAGAUGAACUCACCAAUACAAAGGAAGUAGACAUCUCUGAACAUUCAUAUUUCCAGUAUUACCCAUUAUAUACCUUCAACCCUCACUGCAUUAAUUCUGCAUAGAUCUCAAACUAUCUGUGAUCAUUCAUUCAUUCAAUCAGAAAUAACAAUUAAUUAAAGGCUGCAGUAAACAUAUCAAUCUGUCUUCAAUUCAUCAUCCGCCGCGCGCGCGCCGGCCAUGGUAUUCAAUCACGAUGACAGCAAAGCCCGGCGGUGCCGGGAGUACGUCGACGCUCUGGAGGAUGAACGCCGGAAGAUUGAAGUCUUCCGCCGGGAGCUCCCUCUCUGUUUCCACCUGGUCACUCAAGCGAUUGAGGCCUACAAGCAGCAGAUGUCGGGGAGGACGACGUCGGAGUUUUAUCUGAACGGCGAAUCGGAGUCCUCCGAGCCGUUGUCUAGCGGCGGUCCGGUUUUCGAAGAAUUUAUUCCGAUUAAGAAGCGGACAGAGGAGGACGAAAAUGAAAUGGAAGAUAUGAAACGGCAAUCUCGGGAAUUAAAUACAGACAACGAUGAUAACAAUAAUAAUUCUUUUGAUAAUAAAGGCGAGUUCAGUGUUAGCAGUAAUAAUAAUUCGAAUAAAUCGGACUGGCUUAGAUCUGCUCAUCUGUGGAGUUCAUCCCCAUAUCCAGCUCCCAAACAGGAAUCUGUUAGGAAGGCGGCGUUGACGGAGGUGAAUAGAAAUGGGAGCGGCGGAGCAUUUCAUCCAUUUCAAAGAGAGAGAAGCGGUGUUGCAGCCGAAGUGAAAUUGGACACGGCGGCAGCUACCAGCUCCACCUCCGGAACACGCGUGAGGAAUGGCGGUGGAACUAAGCAGAGGCGUUGUUGGUCGCCGGAGUUGCAUAGGCGGUUCUUGCAAGCCCUUCAGCAAAUUGGUGGUUCACACGUUGCCACUCCUAAACAAAUUAGGGAACUGAUGAAGGUUGAUGGACUUACAAAUGAUGAAGUUAAAAGCCAUUUACAGAAAUAUCGGUUGCAUACAAGAAGGCCAAGUACAAUGUCUACCCACAACAACAACCAUCAACAGCAAGCACCACAGUUCCUGGUGGUGGGAGGGGUUUGGGUGCCUCCGUCCAAACAAGCCGGAACAGCGGCGGAUUCCGCGGAAGCCACCAAUGCCUCCCAACUAGUUGCCUCUCAAAAUCCAUUGACUUCGUUCAAAAUGUCGUGCUCCCAGGACAGAUGCAGUCAGAGCAAGGACCAAGCACCCUCCAACUCUCCGACCACGUCCUCCUCCACUCACACCACCACGGCAUCAACUGCCUAUUGACUCCGAACAUUUUGUUUCUCAGAGACUAACAGAGAUGAGUAGAUAUUUUUGUAGCCAAGCUAUAUCAUCUUGUAUAUUUUGUCUCACUAGUCCUUGCCUUUCUAAUGACUAAUACGGAGUAUGAGGUAUAUCACAUUACCUAUAACUUAACUGCAUAACACUAAAAUUUAAAUCAGUAUAUAAAUUACAUGGCUAUGAGCUGGAAAGGUCAUGGUCUUGAAUGUACGGUUAUGGUCAAGGCCCAUUUGCCCACAAACCAAAC
This is a messenger RNA of Cuscuta europaea, 1662 nucleotides long. NCBI's taxonomy places the organism in Eukaryota, Viridiplantae, Streptophyta, Magnoliopsida, Solanales, Convolvulaceae. The record is from the annotation of a GenBank genome assembly.